AUUGCAGGCUCGGGUAGCACAUCGAAUUCAGGAGCUGGAAAGUCUGCCAGGAUCUCUGCCCCCCGACCUGAGGAAUAAAGCCACAGUGGAGCUCAAGGCACUGCGUCUGCUCAACUUUCAGCGGCAGCUGAGACAGGAUGUGGUGGCAUGCAUGAGGAGAGACACCACUCUUGAGACGGCCCUCAAUUCCAAGGCUUACAGACGCAGCAAGCGGCAGACGCUGAGGGAAGCUCGUAUGACCGAGAAGCUGGAGAAACAACAGAAGCUGGAGCAGGAGAAGAAGCGUAGACAGAAACAUCAGGAAUAUCUCAACAGUAUCCUUCAGCAUGCUAAAGACUUCAAGGAGUACCAUCGCUCAGUGUCGGGUAAAAUGCAGAAACUCACCAGAGCUAUCGCCACCUGGCACACCAACACCGAGCGCGAACAGAAGAAGGAGACUGAGAGGAUCGAGAAGGAGAGGAUGAGGAGACUGAUGGCAGAGGAUGAGGAAGGCUACCGAAAACUGAUUGACCAAAAGAAAGACAAGCGUCUGGCCUACUUGCUGCAGCAGACAGACGAAUAUGUGGCCAACCUCACAACCCUGGUGUACGAACACAAAGCUGCCCAGGCUGCCAAGGAUAAGAAGAAGAAGAAGAAGAGAAAGAAGAGGGUGGAUGGAGACGGAGAAGGCACCAGUGCGAUUGGACCCGAUGGAGAGCCUAUGGAUGAGAGCAGCCAAAUGAGUGAGCUGCCUGUCAAAGUGAUCCAGACAGAGACAGGGAAAGUCCUUCAGGGAACGGAUGCUCCUAAAUCCAGCCAGCUGGAGGCCUGGCUUGAAAUGAACCCAGGGUAUGAAGUCGCCCCUCGGUCAGACAGCGAAGAGAGUGGCUCAGAGUACGAAGAGGAGGAGGAAGAGGAUGUUCCCAAGGCAGAGGCAGAGGAGAAGACGUUAAUCACUCCAAACAGAGGGGAUGAGACUGUGGUGGCUGCCGAGCACGUCAUUGAUUCUGUCAAGCAGGAUGUGGACGAUGAGUACAUCGUUCCUACAGGACAAACCGAAUCCCACUCUUACUACGGCGCGGCCCACGCUGUCAUCGAGCGAGUGGAGAAGCAGUCAUCGCUGCUGAUCAACGGCACGCUUAAACAUUACCAGGUCCAAGGGCUGGAGUGGAUGGUGUCCUUAUACAACAACAAUCUAAAUGGAAUCCUGGCAGAUGAAAUGGGGCUCGGCAAAACAAUCCAAACCAUCGCCCUAAUCACCUACUUGAUGGAGUACAAGAGGAUCAACGGCCCCUUCCUCAUCAUCGUUCCUCUCUCGACUUUGUCUAACUGGGUCUAUGAACUCGACAAGUGGGGACCGACUGUGGUGAAAAUCGCUUACAAGGGCACCCCUGUUUUGCGCCGUGGGCUUGUGCCUCAACUCCGCAGCGGGAAGUUCAAUGUCUUGCUGACCACCUAUGAAUACAUCAUCAAAGACAAGCACAUACUGGCCAAGAUUCGUUGGAAGUACAUGAUUGUGGAUGAAGGCCACCGCAUGAAGAACCACCACUGUAAGCUGACCCAGGUACUAAACACCCACUACGUCGCCCCUCGCCGUCUCCUCCUCACCGGUACUCCGCUGCAGAACAAGCUGCCCGAGCUGUGGGCUCUGCUCAACUUCUUGCUGCCCACCAUCUUCAAGAGCUGCAGCACCUUCGAACAGUGGUUCAACGCCCCGUUCGCCAUGACCGGAGAGAGGGUUGACCUAAAUGAGGAGGAGACCAUCCUUAUUAUCCGGCGUUUGCACAAGGUGCUCCGCCCCUUCCUGCUGCGCAGACUGAAGAAAGAGGUGGAGUCUCAGCUGCCAGAGAAGUCAGGUGGAGUAUUCAUUAAGUGUGACAUGUCUGCCAUACAGAAAGUUCUGUACCGCCACAUGCAGAAGGGAAUCCUUCUCACUGACGGCUCAGAGAAAGACAAGAAG
Messenger RNA from Labrus bergylta (ballan wrasse), 1939 nucleotides. Lineage: Eukaryota; Metazoa; Chordata; Actinopteri; Labriformes; Labridae. The record is from RefSeq and is a predicted model, not a curated record.